This is a messenger RNA of Antrostomus carolinensis (chuck-will's-widow), 273 nucleotides long. RefSeq names its product YKT6 vesicular SNARE protein (gene YKT6). Lineage: Eukaryota; Metazoa; Chordata; Aves; Caprimulgiformes; Caprimulgidae. Gene Ontology annotation, molecular function: SNAP receptor activity. The annotation marks the transcript as partial. Gene Ontology annotation, biological process: endoplasmic reticulum to Golgi vesicle-mediated transport. Gene Ontology annotation, cellular component: membrane; Golgi apparatus. The record is from RefSeq and is a predicted model, not a curated record. The transcript has 3 exons.
GUGCUGGAUGAAUUCUCCAGGCAGGUCAGUAAGAUCGACUGGCCCUCGGGAUCCCCGGCCACAAUCAGCUACGCAGCCUUGGAUGGGUACCUCAGUAAAUACCAGAACCCCCGCGAUGCCGACCCGAUGACCAGAGUGCAGGCAGAGCUGGAUGAGACCAAAAUCAUCCUGCACAACACCAUGGAGUCACUGCUGGAGCGAGGGGAGAAGCUGGAUGACUUGGUCUCCAAAUCAGAGGUGCUGGGGGCACAAUCCAAAGCCUUCUACAAAACU